Messenger RNA from Biomphalaria glabrata, 2565 nucleotides. RefSeq names its product kelch-like protein 6. NCBI's taxonomy places the organism in Eukaryota, Metazoa, Mollusca, Gastropoda, Planorbidae. The coding region runs from base 274 to 2268 and encodes 664 amino acids. The transcript is spliced from 2 exons. Gene Ontology annotation, molecular function: protein binding. The record is from RefSeq and is a predicted model, not a curated record.
UAAGGGUACUCGUUUUAAGAGCUUGUGAUCUACGGUAGCAGACGAUGUAUAUUUCUAUGGCCGACGGCUGGUCAGAGUGUCAUGUGGCCAACACAACAUCCAACUGAUUUUACUUCCUUAGCGUUAGUUGGAUACGUCUUUGAGCUGGUUGGACUCGGGGCAACCUAAAUAUCCUGUGGGCGGCCUAAAAAAUCCCGAGGAUCAAAAUUCAAGUCUUCACCUAUAUUCAAAUCCAAGCUUUUGACAACUUGUUCGCCACGCCUCCUAAUCAUCAUGUCUGUCUCACGUCUGGUGGCAAAGUCUAAAGUCGAUGGAAUGGUCAAGCAGAUACAGGAGUGUCCGUUUCAUGACGUCAUAGUUGUCGUCGACAACAUUGAGUUUCCAUGUCAUCGGUUCAUGUUGAGCGCGUGCUCCGACGUCUUUCGAGCCAUGUUCCAGUCAGGCAUGAAAGAGGAUCUCACCAGAAGUGUUGAUUUGAAGGGAAUCGACCCAGAUACCUUCAGGCUCAUCCUUGAUUUUAUCUACUUGUCUAAAUACAUUCUGUCCAUCGACAACAUUUCACGUGUAUGGCGCGCGGCCCACCAGCUUCAGAUGAGUAGCCUUUUAGCCAUUAUUUUCAAAUUUCAAAUGAAAAGGUUGAGCUACGUGAACAGGCCCAGCGCUGAGAUUUAUUUUGAUUCCAAACUUCUUAAUUCCAAGCAGUUAAUGCGUAAAGCCAUGUCAAAUAUGGCGAUACGUUUCAACAAGCUAAGACUUAGUGAGGACAUCUUGCGUCUCGAUGUUGAAGAAAUGAAAACCUUAUUAUCUCAUAAAUUUUUCUUUCCUCGGUCAGAAGAUGAUGUCAUUGAAGCGAUUCUCUUUUGGAUCAGCAAUAAGCCUUUGGCUCUGCACUUAGACGAGUACAAGUCUCCAAAGAGUAGAGACGAUCCAAGCCAGGCCAAUUCAACCAAUCAGCUAGACACAGCAGUGACAGUUGCUGGAGAUAGAAGUGAGUUUCUUUUUGAACUCUUGGCCAAAAGUAAAAUACUGCUGAUCAGCCCAGCUUGCUCUCAAAAUCUUCUGGAGAACAAUCUCGUUCGACGUGAUCCAAGGGCGUUGGCACUUGUUCGAGAGAGCGUCCGCUACCAUCUACAGCCUGGUAGGCGACAUGACUAUUGCCCUUUGUAUGGAAUGAUUCGCCAAGCGAAUGAGUUUACCAAUGUUAUAUUUAUCAUCUCAGAAAGACUUUAUAUUUGCCGAAGAAUUGAUGGCAAAUGGUGCAACAUGCAACCAGAAUACAAAAAAACGCCAGAGCCCGUCUUCAAAUAUUGCCAAACAUUCAAAGCCAGAGAUAGAGAAGAACCCGACAAGAUAGAAGCGGAACCGGAAAUAGUUGAAGAGAAAGAAACUUUGACAUUUAAAAAACCUGAAAAACAUGAAACAAUGGAGAAAGAGAAAGUAGACGAAGAAGAGUCUGAAGAAGAUGAAAUAGAGGAACAGUAUUUGGAACUUGAUAACACAGAUGAAAUGGAGAUAGAAACGCAGCUAGACUGUAAAGCUGUCACUUAUGAGAAUGAUAUCUUUUGGACAGGCAGGACUUAUGGGGUAUUUCUUGCAAGGAAGUAUAAGGCAGCCACCAAUACCUGGAAUCAGAUAGCUAUCCCAAAUAUCGCAAGACAUGAGCCUGCAUUGGUUUGCUUUGAGCAUCAUUUAUAUCUCAUAGGCGGAGCCAACUGUGAAUUGAUUGAAAGGUUUGACGUCGACACCGAACAGAAAGCUCCAGGAUUUGGACGAUGGAAAAAUUAUGGGAAGCUGGUAGUGCCCAUGUCUAACUUAACUGCUACCACAUGUGGUCAUUUGAUUGUCAUCUUUGGAAGUCAGGCGGACGAGAGCUCGGAAACAGUUGUCCAAGUCUUCAACCCUCGAAUCUUAUGGACCUAUAUCUUCAGAAAGAACAUGCCCGUUUCAGCGAACAACUUGGUCUGUUUUAAACACGGGGAGGACACAUUUGUUCUAGAAGGUAGCGGCGCCCUCUGGAAAGUCACAGUCAACAGCCAGCUUGUUCUGGACAUAGGUUUCCACCUUAAGCUCUGGGAUGACCAGACGUUAAAUCUGGCUGGAGCUACAGUAACCAAUCAGGAACUUUUAUUAUUUAUCGACGACCAGCAAGUACCCAAACCAAGAAACGUUGCCAACUUUGAGCAUUUUCAGACGCUCAGAUUCAUUGAAAGUCGAGGUGGCUUUUGUUUUUUAAACACCAUCGUACAUAGAUUACUGGUUGACUUUUAAUACGUUUUAUUGAAAUUAAAAUCUCUGAUUACUGGUGACUACAGAAAAUUUUUCUCCAAUGAAAACAUCUUUCCUGGCAACUACAGACAAUUCUUCUCCAUUGGAAGAAUAUAUAUUGGGAUAUAAAGGUCAAAUGUACAUUUAGAAUUUUUAUUGAAAAAACAAUGUUUAAUAUUUAUUAUAGAUGACUAUAGAAUUGAAUAAAAAUAAAAAUCAGCUAAUAAGAAAAAAAGGAAGGUUACAUUAUUUACUUGCAUGUAUUUAAACAAUAAGAAUUAUCUUAAAAAUACUAUUUGG